UGGGCAGACGGCGCUCCCCGUCUACAGCCCCGCUUUAGUACCUCGUCCCUUCGCUGAUAGGCUGAGAAGUAGGUCUCGUCUGAGCAGCCAAUGACGAGGCGAAUCGAAUUCUGACCAAUAAAACCAGGCUAUUGAGGAAUGGUGAUGCCUUUUAUUUUGCCCAAUGAGAGUGAACAAAGCUGAUGCUUCAUUUGCAUAAGGGGGCUAUAAAUAAGUGGCACAAAGUCGAUCACGUCACUUCGCUUCUGCCCGGGACGUGGAGCUGUUGUAGUGAUUUGUGGCAGACGCACGUUCGCAGCCAUGCCCGAGCCGGCCAAGUCCGCGCCCGCGCCCAAGAAGGGCUCCAAGAAGGCCGUCACCAAGACGCAGAAGAAGGGCGACAAGAAGCGCAAGAAGAGCCGCAAGGAGAGCUACUCCAUCUACGUGUACAAGGUGCUCAAGCAGGUGCACCCCGACACGGGCAUCUCCUCCAAGGCCAUGGGCAUCAUGAACUCCUUCGUCAACGACAUCUUCGAGCGCAUCGCCGGCGAGGCCUCGCGCCUGGCGCACUACAACAAGCGCUCCACCAUCACCUCGCGGGAGAUCCAGACGGCCGUGCGGCUGCUGCUGCCUGGCGAGCUGGCCAAGCACGCUGUCUCCGAGGGCACCAAGGCUGUCACCAAGUACACCAGCUCCAAGUAAAUAGCUGCUAGAAAUACUGUAUAACCCAAAGGCUCUUUUAAGAGCCACCCAACUUUUCAAUAAAAGGGCUGUACAGUCAACUGAGAACACU
Manacus vitellinus (golden-collared manakin) is the source of this 772-nucleotide messenger RNA. Its product is annotated as histone H2B 1/2/3/4/6. The transcript has a single exon. Gene Ontology annotation, molecular function: protein heterodimerization activity; structural constituent of chromatin; DNA binding. Gene Ontology annotation, cellular component: nucleosome. The coding region runs from base 301 to 681 and encodes 126 amino acids. Lineage: Eukaryota; Metazoa; Chordata; Aves; Passeriformes; Pipridae. The record is from RefSeq and is a predicted model, not a curated record.